ACGACGGUGGUUCACCAGACAUCAUGUCUGCCGGUGCCCAGGACACUUCAGCUUCCAGGGUUCACAGCACUGCAGAGCUGAAAGCGGGCCUAAACUUUCAGAAAUGGCUCCUUGCCUGCCAGCGAAUGAUUGAGCGGAGACGGUUCCUUGGAAGGAUAUACUGCAGGUAUUAGAGUUCACACCUGCCUCAGGUGCCUGCCUAGUAGCGUCCGCGCUCUCGGCGUUAAACCCUCAUUUUCUCCUGAAUGGGAGGACGUGUGUGUGUGGGAUUUGCAGACGUUCAGUCGCAGAGUCUGGAGGCAAACUGAUUGGGAAGCUCCUCAACAGGCUCUAACAUGUUUGGUCCCGGCCACAAAGUCACUUCUCCGCCAUUGGCCGCGCACAUCUACAGUCACAUCUUGCCCAACAGGUUUUCCAGCAUCUUCCUCCCGUCUCCUAUUUUUGGAUUUCAGCUGUUCCAGCCCUGCGGCCAUUCUGGAGCACGUAAGGAUGCCACUCUGUUCUCGCAGACAAGGCCUUGUCAUUUGCCAGACAAGAGCCAUUGCAUGAAGCAGCGGAGAUCGCGAGCCAAUUACAGCAGCUGGCAACUGGAAGAACUGGAAAACGUGUUCCAGACCAACCAUUACCCAGACAUCUUCAUGAGGGAGGCCCUGGCACUGAAGCUGGACCUGUUAGAGACUAGAGUGCAGGUAUGGUUUCAGAACAGGCGAGCAAAGAUGAGAAGGCAAAUGAAGAUGCAAAAUUAUCAAGUCCCAUGGGAGGAUAAGAGUAGUUCAGACUGUAAUACCAAUAGAAGACCAGAGGAGAACCCAUUAGAGGACAGAAAAUGUACCAGAAACAAAGUAUUGGAGCCCCCAAACCAAAUGACGGAAGUUUCAAACCAAAGAGAAGACAAUACAACCCGUAGCAUUGCCACCCUACGUACAAAGGCACGAGAGCAUGAGGCUGGGAUACAUGGCUUGGUAGCAACACAAGAGAGACCUCAGAAGUUCACAAUGAAUCCAGAAUCGGGGACAGAUGUUACAGUUCAAUAGCAGCAAGACGUAACAUCUCUUAAAUGACUGAUUUUGGAAGAUAGGGGCAGGUUUAUGCUAAGUGCCAUGUUUUUAAUAAUGGAUGUCUAUUGUCUUCUGAUUUGGUCAAGCAAAAUAUAUGUAUAGGAGAUAUCACCAUCCUACACAAUAAUUCUUUGUGCCUUCUGUCAAAUAAAUCAGUGUUGUUGGGGUGUUUACCGGGAACAUAUUCAUCUUGUCAUCUUCCAACCAUCUGCUAACUUGUCCUGGCUUGAGGAACCCUCACCAGAAAGCUGGAAGUACAAUGAGAAUGAAUGGAAUUAAGGUGGUGUGAUUUCCUCUAAGAGCCAUAACAAAACAGGACUUUGUGUAAAAAAAGACAAUGUACAUGGGAUCUUUUCCUUGGGAUGAUGUGCAAACAACUGAAAACUAGGAAAGAUGAUGGCCCACCAGGUAUUCUCUAUCAAUCACUUCAGUUAGAUUCUCUAACCAGGAGGGUGAAGUAGUAAAAUAGACAGAGGUUGAAUAGGCCCAUCAGGAGGUUCUAAGAGAUCUCAGGUUCUGACACGAUAAAGCAGCCCAGCCAAAGCCGAACCCUACAGGUCCAACAGAGGAAAACCCCAUUUGAAGGCAACACUUGGGUGGGUAUCACUUUCAUAACCUAUUGGUUCUUAAGGAUAUGACUUGAAGACAUUAGAUGUGGCAAGGAAAUGAAAAGCUGCCAUGGACUUUCCUGUCGUGGGACUAAUGUAUCCUAGUCGUACACUGGCAAGACAAUAUUUGUA
Messenger RNA from Bufo bufo (common toad), 1798 nucleotides. RefSeq names its product homeobox expressed in ES cells 1-like. Gene Ontology annotation, molecular function: RNA polymerase II transcription regulatory region sequence-specific DNA binding; DNA-binding transcription factor activity, RNA polymerase II-specific. Gene Ontology annotation, biological process: regulation of transcription by RNA polymerase II. The transcript is spliced from 5 exons. The record is from RefSeq and is a predicted model, not a curated record. Lineage: Eukaryota; Metazoa; Chordata; Amphibia; Anura; Bufonidae. The coding region runs from base 336 to 1034 and encodes 232 amino acids.